AAAUGUAAUACGAAUGGAUAGGUCUUUUCACAAGGGAAACACACAUCAAAUACUUAAGCUGUAUCCUCACUAGAAACGACACAACACUAUCUUAUAAAAACUCUAACCUAUGUACAGUAGCUGUCUAGGUAUAGUAAUUAACUUCCCUGGUGCACCGAAAAAUCAAACCUUUUUUUGGCACCAACAUUUCAGAAGUUUAUCUAACAGACAGAAGGGACCAGACAAAACCAUCACCAUGACAACACCUAAGGAUGUCAGCCAAUCAUCAACUAGAGAGGUUGUCAUGGUUACGGGUGGAGCAGGCUUCUUGGGACAACACAUUGUAGGGCACUUACAGGAGAGGGCAGACCAUGUCUCAGAAAUACGAGUACUAGACGUACGCCCAUACUCUAACAAGCUAGGUCACAAGGAACCCAAACCCGUAACUAGUGCUUUAGGAAACAUUUGUGACUUACAAACUGUCCAGCAGGCUUGCAAGGGAGUGACAACUGUGCUUCAUGUAGCCGGAAUGGUCAGCUAUGGGACAUUUCCAGACAUUGAGGGCAUGCAGAGAGUCAAUGUUCAAGGCACCAAAAACAUUUUGGAGAGUUGCCUGACAAAUGGAGUCGAGAGGCUGAUUUUCUGUAGCACUGUUGAUGUUGUGGUAGGGUUUGACAACAUUCAUGAUGGAAGGGAGACAACCACGUUUGUGCCAAAACAGUUUCUUUUCCCAGGUUACCCAGCAACAAAGUACGAAGCAGAGUGUAUAGUUCUCAAAGCCAAUGGCAGGAAAUGUGCAAACGGAAAAUCUUUAUGGACAAUGUCUCUUCGUGCCAAUGUUAUGUACGGGGAGGAGGAUCCGUUCUAUGUCACAAGCGGCCUUCGUUCGGCGGCAUCAAACAGAGGCCGGCUCAUUCAGGUUGGAGACGGCCAGUCCAAAUUUCAACAGGUUUACGUAGGAAACACAGCAUGGGCAUUUGUAUGUGCAGACCGAGCCUUAAGACUUAAUCACAAUUUAGGUGGAGAGGUUUUCUAUGUACCAGAUGACACCCCGGUACAGAAUUCUUUUCUGUUCAUGCAGCCGUAUUUGGAGAGUCGGAACUACACUCUGUCCUCGUAUCGCUUGCCGUGUGGCCCAGUUUAUUAUGGGUUGUACCUGAUGGAGCUAGUUUUACAUCUUCUAGCACCUCUCAUUAAGAUCAAUCUUCCGACAGCCUCCUGCAGCGUGCGAUACAUCAAUAUGGAUUUGUACUUUAACGGUAGCAAAGGGAGACGACUCCUCGGCUACCAGCCUCUUUUUAGCCCACAGGAGGCCAACAAAAAAUCUCUAGAGUACUAUAAACAUGUGAAACUCUAAUAUUGAAACAUAAGUAUUUUGUGCUGAGAAAAAAAAAGGCUUUUUGAAAAUUAGUAGUGUACCUGGAUAUUAACUACUCUU
Messenger RNA from Pecten maximus, 1417 nucleotides. Its product is annotated as 3 beta-hydroxysteroid dehydrogenase/Delta 5-->4-isomerase type 4-like. Gene Ontology annotation, molecular function: 3-beta-hydroxy-Delta5-steroid dehydrogenase (NAD+) activity. The transcript has 4 exons. Lineage: Eukaryota; Metazoa; Mollusca; Bivalvia; Pectinida; Pectinidae. Bases 110 to 1336 code for a protein of 408 amino acids. The record is from RefSeq and is a predicted model, not a curated record. Gene Ontology annotation, biological process: steroid biosynthetic process.